Molecule: messenger RNA, 807 nt
Organism: Gigantopelta aegis
Lineage: Eukaryota; Metazoa; Mollusca; Gastropoda; Neomphalida; Peltospiridae
Product: scavenger receptor class F member 1-like
Exons: 10
Coding region: 1-807 (268 amino acids)
Molecular function (GO): scavenger receptor activity
Source: RefSeq, a predicted model, not a curated record
AUGACGUCAUAUCUAUCCUGCAUUUUGAAGAUACGGGUUAAACAUGAAGCGUCUUAUAUUUGUAGGACACUGGAAAUGAAGUUAUCAAUCCUGUUUGUUGCUUUCUUGACUACCGUCAAGGCUGAUCUAGCAUGCCCCGAUGGCUUUUGGGAUGACUCUUGCUCUAGCCAAUGUGGUAACUGUACAGAAUCUAAAUGUGACAAACGUACUGGAAAUUGCAACAGGUGCAUGUAUGGAUGGGCUCUGCCAAAAUGUACACACUGCGUCAUAGAAAAAUGGGGUGAAUCUUGCAAUAACAGAUGUGGUCACUGUGUUGACACUUCCUGCAACAGAAUGACUGGACAUUGUACGUGUCUGCCUGGAUGGGCUCCAAUUCGAUGUUCAGUCUGUGCAGAUAGAUUAUGGGGUGCGUCUUGCAACAAGACAUGUGGACAUUGUAAAGAGUCCUGUAGCGACUAUAAUGGAUGGUGUAAAUUCUGUCAAGAUGGCUUUUGGGGUCAGUCUUGCACUAAGAAAUGUGGUAAAUGUAAAGGACCUAAAUGUCACUUUCAUACUGGAAAUUGCACGUGCAAGUCUGGAUGGGCUCCGCCAAAAUGUACAGAAUCUAUUCUAAACACGCCAACCACGACGCCAACCACCACGCCAGAAUCUAUUCUAAAGACGCCAACCACCACGCCAACCACCACGCCAGCAUGUGCAGAUGGCUUUUGGGGUCAGUCUUGCUCUAAGACAUGUGGUGACUGUAAAGGAUCUAAAUGUGACAAAGAUACUGGAAGAUCUGACACUGUCGAAUGCGUGCUCAACUGA